AUGUUUAACCCCGUGGAAGCCCUUGCCAGUGUGAGCGGUGCAUCGGUACCCGCAAUCCGGCUCAUUCUUUCCGUCCUGCUCGCCUACCCGAUCGGAGCGCUCUAUCGACAGCUCAAGGGUGGUUCGACGGUGCGAAAUCUCUACAUUGCCCUUACCGGUCUAUCGAUCGUGGUGUUUAACUAUGGCACCGACAUCUACCACAGCUUACUGGCCGUUGCGGUUACCUUCCUGUGCAAUACCUUCCUCGGCCGGAGCCCACUGCUGGUGCCGGUGAGCUUCUCCUAUCACAUGGGAUAUUUGCUAAUUGGUUACUAUUACACGACAAGCGAUACGUACGACAUUAAAUGGACCAUGCCACACUGUGUGCUGGUGCUGCGUUUGAUCGGUCUUGCAUUCGAUCUGUCCGACAGCAGAACGAAGGAGAGGAAUGGCAAACCGGACGCGAAAUGCAUCCCGGCACCGACACUGCUGGAGCUGAUUGCAUUUACCUACUUUCCCGCCACCGUACUCGUGGGGCCACAGUUUAGCUUUCUGCGCUACCAACGCUUCAUCGCCGGUGCGUACGAACCCCACACGCAGAAUGCACCCGCGUACGCGAUGAAGAAAUUUCUCCAGGGUGUGUUCUAUCUCGUGGUGAACCAGGUCGGCACACAGUACGUCUCCGAUGCGUACCUCCUGUCGGAAGAGUACGAGCAGGAAACGCUAUUCAUGAAGCACAUCUAUCUGGGCGCCUGGGGACGGAUAACGCUCUACAAAUACAUCUCGAUUUGGCUGCUCGCGGAAGGUGCUGCCGUUAUUUACGGUCUUACAUACAUUGAUGCGAAACCGGGCGAACGGGAGUACUGUUCGGAUGAGCUGUCGGGCUGUAGCAACAUUAAGGUGGGCGUUUUCGAAAAUACCAGCAAGUACGGCCACUACGUCGAAUCGUUUAACGUGCAAACCAACACGUGGGUCGCGAAUUACGUGUACAAGCGUUUGCGCUUCCUCAACAAUCGCAUGCUGUCGCAUCUCGGCGCGUUGUUCUUCCUUGCGAUCUGGCACGGUUUCCACAGCGGCUACUACAUUACAUUCCUGCUAGAGUUUAUGGUUAUCCGGAUGGAGAAGGAGGUUGAGCCGAUAUUUGCCAAAAGUGACAAGCUACAGCAACUGCUGCAACAGCAACCUCUCCUGCGGGCACUCGUGUUCGUCGGGCUCAAGUAUUACACUAUCGUGUGGGCCGGCUGGUGUCUCGUCCCGUUCGUAUUUCUGAGCUUCCACAAAUGGUGGCACAUCUACACGGUUGUACGCUUCUCGGGCUUUAUCCUGUUCAUCGGUGGCAACAUCUUCCUCGCUCCGCUGUUGCGUGCCGUGCUGCCUAGAUCCUCCUCCUCCACGGCAAAGCCAACGACUGUGGCCGGUUCUACUGCACCAACGACUCAAACCGCCGGUGGCCCAUCGGAAGCAAAGAAAGACAAUUAA
This is a messenger RNA of Anopheles marshallii, 1458 nucleotides long. It is a transcript of the gene nes, whose product is annotated as lysophospholipid acyltransferase 5. Gene Ontology annotation, biological process: phosphatidylcholine biosynthetic process; lipid modification. The record is from RefSeq and is a predicted model, not a curated record. Gene Ontology annotation, molecular function: lysophospholipid acyltransferase activity; 1-acylglycerophosphocholine O-acyltransferase activity. Lineage: Eukaryota; Metazoa; Arthropoda; Insecta; Diptera; Culicidae. The transcript has 5 exons. Gene Ontology annotation, cellular component: membrane. Bases 1 to 1458 code for a protein of 485 amino acids.